Molecule: messenger RNA, 1902 nt
Organism: Ricinus communis (castor bean)
Lineage: Eukaryota; Viridiplantae; Streptophyta; Magnoliopsida; Malpighiales; Euphorbiaceae
Product: PAP-specific phosphatase HAL2-like
Exons: 3
Coding region: 293-1654 (453 amino acids)
Biological process (GO): sulfate assimilation; phosphatidylinositol phosphate biosynthetic process
Molecular function (GO): 3'(2'),5'-bisphosphate nucleotidase activity
Source: RefSeq, a predicted model, not a curated record
AUCUUGCAGUUAUCUCGAAAGGGGUUGCUAUCAAGUCUUGUGCUUGCAGUAGAGUAAAUAAAAGGGUCUCUCCAAUCAUUGCAAUUUGUAUCAGAAUUCAGUGUUCACUAUUCAUGGAUAGAGUGGGGCUAACUGCUUAAUGCCUUAAUUAAAUAGUCAGUUUCUUCUUCUUGUCCCCUUUUUAUCUUUUUGUUCGAUAAAGGGUCUCUCUUUCUAAAUUCUACUCCCUCUUAUCAACAUCACAUAAUCUUACGAACCCAUUUUAGAGGUGGAUAAAUUAACCAUAAAUCUGAUGCCUAUAAAUUGCUCAAGCUUGGCCACCAAAUUCCCACUUGUCUUCUUGGGACAAAGAGGAAGAUACCCUCCUAACUAUGCAGACAAAUUUAUCUACUUAUGCCCGUAUAGUAGAAGCUAUAAGAACAGUUCUCUGCAAGCCAAGUUAGACCACAGCCAAAGCCUUUCUUCUUCUUCAGUAAUGGAGGACCCAAAAAGUUUUGGUCUUCCUUAUCAAGAAUCAGAAAAAUACUCUAAAGAAUUGGAUAUUGCUGUCAGAGCUGUUCAGAUGGCAUGUUCUCUUUGCCAGAAAGUGCAGGACAGUUUGAUUUCCAAAACCAGCGCUCACGUCCAAGCCAAGGAUGAUAAUUCUCCUGUCACCAUUGCUGAUUGGAGUGUCCAAGCCACUGUCAGCUGGAUACUAUCCCAGUCCUUCGGAAGUAGGAACAUAUCAAUUAUUGCUGAGGAAGAUGUUCAAUCUUUGUCCAAGGCCGAUUCAGCUGGCCUAUUAGAAGCUGUAGCUCGAACUGUAAAUGAAUGUUUGGCUGAAGCACCCCGCUUUGGCGUUAAGGCUCCUGGAAAGUUUCUCAGCAAUUCAGAGGUUCUUGAAGCCAUCAGUCGUUGCAACUCAACUGGGGGUCCUACUGAACGAUUUUGGGCUGUCGAUCCUGUUGAUGGCACAUUGGGUUUUGUACGUGGAGAUCAAUAUGCUGUCGCUUUAGCAUUAAUAGAGGAUGGAGAGGUCGUGCUUGGAGUUCUUGGUUGCCCAAAUUAUCCAAUGAAAAAAGAAUGGUUAAAUUAUCACCAUCGCUACCAUAGAAUUAUAUCCAAGUUAACCCCACCAACAUCUGAAUCUUGGGACAAAGGCUGUGUAAUUUAUGCAAGGAAAGGUAGUGGAAAGGCUUGGAUGCAACCUAUACUCCAAGGACAUAAGAAGCUUGUGUGGCCAAACUCUGCAAGGCCAGUUCAAGUAUCCUCCAUUGACAAUCCGGCAUUAGCUACCUUUUGUGAACCAGUUGAGAAAGCAAAUUCAAGCCACUCCUUCACAGCAGGACUAGCUCACAGUGUUGGGCUUAGGAUGCAACCGUUACGCAUGUACAGCAUGGUGAAGUAUGCUGCCAUAGCUCGAGGAGAUGCUGAGAUUUUUAUGAAGUUUGCAAGGGCUGGCUACAAGGAAAAGAUCUGGGAUCAUGCAGCAGGUGUUGUUAUCAUACAAGAGGCUGGUGGUGUGGUUACUGAUGCAGGAGGGCGUCCCCUGGACUUCUCAAAGGGCAUCUACUUAGAAGGUCUUGAUCGAGGCAUAAUUGCUAGUGCUGGCGCCAAAUUGCAUGACACGAUUAUUAAGGCUGUUGAUGCUAGCUGGAACUCCUCUAGUCUGUAAGGUUAUUGUCACUAGAUAUCAAUAACAGCAAACUAGUUACUUACUAGACGGGGCAGGGGAAUAAAAAUACGUUAUUCUUUUCUUUUCCUCUCAUAUUUAUACAGCAGCAGGCAGGGCUUGUGGGAUUUCAUUCUAUGAAUAGCCACUGGGAUUUCAAUCUAUGUAUAGCUAUACAAUAACAAAGUUGUAAAGCAUGAUAAUUUUUUUUUCUUUCGAAAUACAAAGUUACAGGAAGCAUGUUGCAAGAA